This is a messenger RNA of Acaulospora morrowiae, 1149 nucleotides long. Lineage: Eukaryota; Fungi; Glomeromycota; Glomeromycetes; Diversisporales; Acaulosporaceae. The record is from the annotation of a GenBank genome assembly.
AUGUCAGCAAAAGCUCCACCGGUUUCGCUCGAUCAAACAACUGGCGACACUAACGGAGAGGAGGACAAGCGUGUGAAAGUUCAAGACAAUCUCAAAUACCAAAAAACCGACAACUGGCAAGCUAACGAUGAUGUCCAAAUUGAGAACGUGGAUUUCAUACCACUCGUAAAUGAGGUUGUAUCAAAAGGAAUACCUUCUCAGGUAACUGCGGAUAGAUCAUUUCUAUCAGAUGACAGUGAUCUUUGGACUAAAUUUACAUCAACGAGUGUGUUGUAUAUCAUCCAUGACAAAUUGAAGUGCAAACAUCCGAACAAUUUCUCCUUUAUCCAAGACCUCGGGACUCUAAAAUUUAAAUGUCUUCUAACGUUUGGUGAUCGUGUGUGGGCAUCAUCGUUGCAUUCGAGUAAAAGGAAGGCGAAGCACGAGACCUCUCUUGUGGCCGUUCGCGAUCUUGCGGCUGCAUAUCCCGACGUAUUGGAUGAUGUACGAAAUUGGUUUGAGCAGGAGUUCGGGUCUUGCGCCAGCAAGGUUAAAGAAGGUAUCCCCUCGAACCUGCAAUCUGAAGAGACACCGUUAAGCUUAAUCGAUGAUAAAUCAUCAUCACCGUCUACGCAUCUCUCUCCCCAAAUUUCUCUUCGACCGGUCGAUGAGCCAAAUGAUCCUCCAGAAGCAAGCGUGUCAAACGACAUGUUAAUUCCUGAACUCGACCCCAUGCAAGCUCAUGAUAUCCCCUCACUUUCUCCAUAUACUUUGCGAGAUCGAACCCGUUUUCAUCCAUAUGUCGAUGCCAGUCCUUCCGCACUAAAUGUUUUGAAGAAGGCCACAACUUUGUUAUAUGAAUGGUGCUCCAAAAGACACAUUCACGCACCAGAAUAUCUAUGUAAAAUUGAAUUGGGCGGAGGCUUCUCUUUCGAGCUUCGGAUCUCGGGUCAUGUAUUCUCCGGACCGGUACGCAGGAACAAGAAGGAAGCAAAGAACGCAGUCAGCACGGCAGCUCUUAAUCACUUCAAAACAAAAUGUACUACAAAAACAGACGGCAAGGGUACGAGUUUGGAAGACCCGCUUCAGAAGACUCGAGAAAUAAUAGUCAUACAUAUUAUUGGCAUGUGUGUGCUUCCGACGAAUCAGAAAAUUGGGCCUAGACCAUGA